Podarcis lilfordi (Lilford's wall lizard) is the source of this 4903-nucleotide messenger RNA. Lineage: Eukaryota; Metazoa; Chordata; Lepidosauria; Squamata; Lacertidae. The record is from the annotation of a GenBank genome assembly.
AUGCUUUCGAAACACUGCAGAUAUUUCUGUGGUAUUCACUGGAUUCAGACUAUACCAGCCACUGUUGAGCUGCUUUGCUCAUCACAGGGAUUCAACAUUUUAAGAGAAAAAAUCAAAAUAGUUUCUGUGAGUGCAGCAAGGGAAAUAUUUAAAUCAGACCUUGAGGCAGUAGAGGCUGAUCUGUUAGAGCAAAUGGAGCCAUGCCCCAACAACCACAGUCUGUCCUCGGCCAGCUUCUACCUACCCACCUUCUUGCUAAGAACCAAGCCCUUGUAAAACUCAUCAUUGCCUCUGGCUCCCCUUACUGUUGGUUUUCCUGCUUCCUGCCCUACCAGUCCCAAUUGGCACCAGCUGCCACUGCUAUGGGGGGCGGGGGGCGGGGAAGAAGUAGAGCACCUAAAAGUGAAGUCGCUUCCUGUUCUAAAUCUGCAAUCUAGCAUCGAUUUGGCUGCUACUGCCCUUCAUUGAUUAUUAAGCAGCAAUGAAUUAACACACAUUUACAUAAUCUUUUUGUGUGGGUGGUGGAGGUUUUGCUGAAGUGGAGCACCUUCUUGCAUUUGCGAAAUGCAGGCUGCUGAUUUUUACUGAUCCCCACUACCCACUAAGCCCCAACCAAUAGGCAUCCUCACUGAGUUGCUACUGUUUGUGCAUAGGUGGUGGGGUCCCCACUUUGCGUGAACCGAAGUACUCCUCACUUGUGCAAAAGCAUUUUUGGAUACAAGCCAAUGUGGUAGCAGUAUGCAUAGGAGCGUUCCAAAUAAUUCAGGUAGCCAACCCUGGUACCUCCUUUGAUAAAUGUGUAAUUAAAACCUGUUCUCUUUCUCUUGCAGAAACCACAGCAGAAAGCAUGUUAACACGUCCCUUAAAACACAAUGGAAUGUUAAGCUGUUUUGAGGUUUGCUGGUUUAAAUUAUAGCGUUCCAGCUGGUGAAGUGUGGGAAAAUAGAGGACUCCAGCAACACAAUAUACUUUCCUCAGACUGGGUAUGUAAAAUACAGUGUUUACCCGAAAUUUGGAUGGCAACUAAUAUUGAACAGGGCAUGUUGUUAUCAUGAUUUAAGACAAUGAUAGCCAUAUGUCCUAAAUGCGAAGAAUCCGCACACAGAUUGCAUCUGUUUAGCAACAAGCACUGACCAUUUGACUCAUUUGUAACCUGGGACCGAUUAUAUUUCUUUCUGUUGGCGUUUUAUUGAAAAGGGAAACAAAUGGCUAUGAGAUAAUUUCCCCAGAAAACAUGCAGGGCACUUUGGAACUUUGCUGUUCUGUUCUCAGCCAUCUUGCGAUGUGAACGGUUUCAUUUCUUUAAAAGCUCACUUUAGCAUGCCCGCCGGGUGGCAUGCAGAAAGUUCAUUUGGGUGAAUAUGUUGUUACUGUGUGGGAAAAAUACCUCGCUAUUAGCAGUCCUCUUAAAGUUCAUAAUUACAAGGAGCCCAAUUAGUUUAAACAGUCUUGGAAGGAGGAGAAUCAUGGACACCAAUUGCAGCUCAGAAAAAACUUAGCAAAUGCCGUAUGGGUGAUUUGUAAGGCUGUAGUAGGGGAACUGUAGGCAAGCCUGAGUGGAUCUGAAGCCUUGAGGGAAAAGGAAUUCUACAGCCCUUGUACUUUCCAUGACAAAGCACAGGGAAGCUUCCCAAAUCAAUAAAGUCUGCAAAAGGCCUUUUUAGCUUACGAGGCCAAAUAUCCGUCUUCCCCAAAACCCCAGUGUUAAAUGCAAGUAAGAUAUGAACUGUAAAAGAAGCAUAUAAUUUACAUUUAAUACUGAUGCUUUGGGGAGGGAAAUUUAGAGAAUUAGGACUUGCAUCACACACACACACACACACACACACACACACACGUACCAUUGUUUUCAACACAAAAUUCUAACCCUCCACCAUACUACUGAGAUGGUGUGGGGAGAUGGGGCUUUUUCUAAUAGCAAAAACCAGGAACAGUAGAUUAUCUAGAGUAUUUAAAACUGAAAACUGAGCACAAGCAUAUGGGAGUUCCAUUCUUUGUUGUUGUACAAGGAAACCAAACACAACAUACUUGACACUCAGAUUCAGCUACAUUAGGAAAGAAACAAUGAUUUGAAUGCUCUGUAAACAUGCAGCACCAGAUGGCGCCAGAGAGCAGAAAAAAAUUAUACACGAUUUUCCAUAGGGUUCUUUUUUCUUUUGUUAUAACGAUCCUAUUUCUGACUUUUUUAUAGCGUUUUCUCCCCUGUGUGUAGAUCCAUCCCAGGAGUGGGCAAACCAGAGGCCUGUAGGGACCGUAUUCAGAGCAUGGGACCUCCCAACCUGGCCUGCAACAUCCCCUUCUUCUCCUGCCGUACUGUACUGGAGUCAAAAACAAUAACAUUUUUUUAAAAAAUAAAACCGAAUGAGUCAAGUUAUGCUAGAAUAAAUGAAAGGCUACAAUUAGUCAGAUUUUUUAAAAUAGUAGAUAAUUUGUAGCCUUGAUACACAGUGUUAAAUCCAAGUGGGGUCCUAAUUUAGAGGCCAAUCUGCAGCAGCCGGGGGAGGGAGGGGCUUGAGGAGCAGACCUGAGGGGCGCAGUCUUCCCUCAGGUCCACUCCCCAGGCAUAAAAGUAGGCCGGGGCUGCCCUAAGCAGAUGACAUUUUGCUAAUGUAGCUGUUUAAAACUGAGCAGAAGGAAACUGUUAAAGUAAAGGGACUUUCAUGGUGGGGGCUUUCCCAUUGUGACAGGCCAGAACUGGAGCCUGAGCUGUUAGCAUCUUUGCUCAGUAGAUGUUUCAGGGGAAGAAAUAAUAUUUGGAACAUUAGUUCUUGAAUGCCCCCUCCCCCCGCCAAAUCAGAGACAGAUUCAAAACAGCAAAGCAGACAUUUUCCAGUUCAAUUUCUGCAGACCAGAUUUCAUAUGGUUGCGGUCCUACACUGAAAAUACAUGACACUCUUGCUGUUCGGAACUGGACCGAACUCCCUAGUUCAUGUUAGCAGAGUCAAGCAGUUGGAGUCCAGAGACAAAUCCUGAUAACACUUUACUGAGAAAAACUCAACAAGACACAGCGUGUAAUUUGAAGAGAAUGGCCUUCUACGUAGCAGGGAGACACAUAUGAACAAACAUACUUACCCUCAGAACUACAAAGGCAACCAGAGCAUGUGAGCAUCAUACCACUCUGCCUGGUUGGUAAGCAACACCUCCCCUCACUCCUUGGCAGUGGCAGACUUUGGGCUCUCAAAUUAUAGUGCCGCCCUGUACAACACUAAAAUUCAGUGCCCCUCCUGCCUCUCGUGCUCCGUCCUACAACAUUGUUGUGGUGCCCCCUGCAGCAUGGCACCCAGUACAGGUGAGCCGGUUGUGCUUCCCUAAACCCCCCUCUGCUCUUGGGUAGUUAACACUGGGAGCAGAAUUAACCCUUAAAACACCCACACAAUGCAAGAGCCCAUUCCUGCUCCAUAUAACACAACAGGGACAAGAAGAUUAGAGAAAGCCUGAGGGAUUGGUAUUCAGAUCUUUGCCUGGUCUGCUUCUCUUGGCUCAGCAGUUCUGGUUUCUCUCUUGCUGUAUAGCAGCAAACCCGAGCAGAGAGUUGGCUGCCAGCCAGCAGAUGUAUAUUAAAGACUGAUAGCAGAACUAUUCCCAAGUACUACUUGCUGAGAAAUAAAUAUAGGAUUCAAAAAAGAAUAAUGAAUCUGCAUUUCCUAAAACAUUGGUUUAAAAGCCAACCAAACUGUUUCAUAGUCACUGAAGUAAGAUAAAAUACAGUGUGUUUAGUGUCCUCCAUGGUAAAAUGAUUCGAAAUCCUGUGGAACUCAUAUUAUCCAAGCCUCAUAAAUCUAAGGAUCGAUUCACCUCACCCUUGCAACAUGUUAGAAAGUGGACUGAAGCAAUCGCAGUAGUCCUUCUCAGGCUGGAUGAGUGCAAGUGUCCAUACUCUUGCAAACUCUCUGCAAAUGCAUGGAAUUAAUGUUCAUGAGAUGCACUUCUGGUGGGCUAGACCUGGCCUUCUGGCUUGGCUAGAUUUCACCUAUGGCUUUUUCUGAAGGCCCACUCCAGUGUAAUUCCUGCAUAAACAGCAUUUCUGUUUAUCUUAUCCUUUAUCUGAAUCAUGCGGAAUGCAAAAAUUGUACCUGGAGGAGUAGAAGAGAAGAAGAGUUUGGAUUUGAUAUCCCGCUUUAUCACUCCCCUUCAGGAGUCUCAAAGUGGCUAACAAUCUCCUUUCCCUUCCUCCCCCACAACAAACACUCUGUGAGGUGAGUGGGGCUGAGAGACUUCAAAGAAGUGUGACUGGCCCAAGGUCACCCAGCAGCUGCAUGUGGAGGAGCGGGGAAGCAAACCCGGUUCACCAGAUUACGAGUCCACCGCUCUUAACCACUACACCAUGCUGGUGUAGUGGCACCUUCUCUCCUGAACUUCUUCUCCAACCAUGAAUAAAAGUGAACUGAAGAGAUCCCUGCCUGUCCAUGUCUAUAUCUGAAUUUUCGGUGGUGUCUUAGAGAGUGUAGGUGUAAAUUAUUGGAUUAUGUAAGGAUUCCCAGUGGUGUUCAAACUUGCCCAUUAUAUGGAUGUGACAUUUUAAAGUGGUAACAGCACUGUUACAUGGUUAUAUUUGGCACAUGAAGCUAAGAGACUAGGUUUACUUCAUCCAUACAUAUCUGUUUGGACUUGUGUUCAAUUCUCUUAAAUCACCAAAGAAUAAAAUUGUUUGGCUCUUUUCUAUUAUACACUGGUGUUUAUCAUAUAUAAGCAUUUGUUUGUUAGUGACUUUCUUUCAUUUUCAUGCCUCUAGGUAUUUGUUUUGAGUUUUACAUGGUUGUAAAAAUUUAUUUAGUUGUACAGUAUUUGAGAUGUCUUUUCUCUAUCCAUAUUUUAUUUCCCAACUUGUUUGCUGUUGUUUUGGCUUUUGAGGUUGGAUUACAUCCAUCUCUUUCUGUUUCUUCACAGGAUCCUCUUGAUCUUGUAA